Molecule: messenger RNA, 1302 nt
Organism: Cordyceps militaris CM01
Lineage: Eukaryota; Fungi; Ascomycota; Sordariomycetes; Hypocreales; Cordycipitaceae
Product: adenylosuccinate synthetase
Exons: 7
Coding region: 1-1302 (433 amino acids)
Biological process (GO): IMP metabolic process; 'de novo' AMP biosynthetic process
Cellular component (GO): cytoplasm
Molecular function (GO): adenylosuccinate synthase activity; GTP binding
Source: RefSeq, a predicted model, not a curated record
AUGAGUAUUACAGUCAUUCUCGGCUCCCAGUGGGCAUUCUUGCGCUUGCAAUUUCUAGGCGACGAAGGAAAAGGAAAGAUUAGCGAUAUCCUCUGCGGCGAGGCUGAUUUGUGUUGUCGCGCUGCCGGGGGGGCAAACGCAGGCCACUCCGUCCAUGCCAAUGGAGUCUCCUACGACUUCCACUUGCUGCCGUCUGGUCUCAUCAGCCCGCGCUGCAUGAACCUGAUUGGCUCCGGUGUCGUCUUCAGCGUCCAUGCCUUCUUCUCCGAGCUGCAGGCGCUCGAGGACAAGGGCCUCAAGGACGUGCGGGAGCGCAUCCUCGUCAGCGACCGCGCCCAGGUCAACCUGGAGCUCCACGCCCGCGUCGACGGUCUGGAGGAGGCGGAGCUAGGAACCCGCAAGAUUGGCACGACCGGGCGAGGCAUCGGCCCCAGCUACGCCGAUAAAGCUAGCCGCAGCGGAAUCCGGGUCCACGAGAUUUUCAACCAGGCGAAAUUUGAAAAGAGGCUCCGCGAGUUGGCAAGUGGGUACAAGAAGCGCUUCGGCGACCUCCUCGAUUACAAUGUCGAGGACGAGAUCAAGAAAUUUCAGGAGUGGCGCGAGAUGCUAAGACCGUUUUGCAUCAAUGCCGUCACCUUUAUGGAGAAUGCCCAGGACGACGCUUCCAAGAAGAUCUUGGUCGAAGGUGCCAAUGCGCUCAUGCUGGACGUGGACUACGGCACCUACCCGUUCGUCACCAGCUCCAACACUGAUAUCGGCGGUGCCAUCAAAGGUCUGGCUCUGAGCCCGUUCAAGCUCAAGGAAAUCAUUGGCGUUGUCAAGGCGUACACGACGCGGGUGGGUGGCGGGCCCUUCAAGACGGAGGAUCUCGGCGAAGCCGGCAACAAGCUGCAGGAGAUUGGCCGCGAAUGGGGCGUGUCGACCGGCCGCCGCCGUCGCUGCGGCUGGCUCGACCUGGCAGUGCUCAAGUACUCGUGUGCCAUCAACAAGUACACGGCGCUGAACCUGACCAAGCUCGACAUCCUCGACACCUUUCCCGUCAUCCAGGUCGCCGUCGCGUACAAGGACCCUGAGACGGGCGACUUGAUUGACUACUUUCCCGCCGACCUCGACCAGCUCGAGGCGCUCGAGGUCGUCUACGAGGAGUUCAAGGGCUGGCAGACGCCCAUCACGUCCAUCAAGACGUAUGCGGAGCUGCCCGAGGAGGCCAAGGAGUACAUUGAGUACAUUGAAAAGUUCCUCAACGUCCCCAUCAAGUGGAUCGGUACCGGACCUAAACGCGACGACAUGAUUUACCGGUAA